CAGGCCCGGCUCUGGUUCCGCAGCCUUCCCGGCGCCCGGGGACCGGAGGCCACCAUGUCCCAGCGUUUCGUGGUGACCCCCGCGGGGGGCGGAGUGGAGAACCCCGACCCCGCAGCUGCCCCGGAUCCGCCGCGGGUGGACGCGAUGCCCAUUCUGCACUACGGACGUGAGCCCAGCCGCUACGCAGGAGAUGGACAGUCGAGGGAGAGCAGCCCCAUCAUUAACAAUGGCGACAUGGAGCGAGAGAGUUUCUUUGAAGGAAAGAACAUGGCACUUUUUGAGGAGGAAAUGGACAGUAACCCCAUGGUGUCCUCACUCCUCAACAAGCUGGCCAACUACACCAACCUGAGCCAGGGCGUGGUGGAGCACGAGGAGGCCGAGGAGAGCCGAAGGCGCGAGGUCAAGAACCCAGGCAUGGGCACCUUCAUCGGAGUCUACCUGCCCUGUCUGCAGAACAUCCUCGGCGUGAUCCUCUUCCUGCGCCUGACGUGGAUUGUGGGCGUGGCCGGCGUCCUGGAGUCCUUCCUCAUCGUGUUCAUGUGCUGCACCUGCACGAUGCUGACGGCCAUCUCCAUGAGUGCGAUUGCCACCAAUGGCGUGGUCCCAGCUGGUGGCUCGUAUUACAUGAUAUCCCGGUCCCUGGGCCCGGAGUUCGGGGGGGCCGUGGGCCUCUGCUUCUAUCUGGGCACGACCUUCGCAGGGGCCAUGUAUAUUUUGGGGACCAUUGAGAUUUUCCUGACCUACAUCUCCCCUGGCGCAUCCAUCAUCCACGCCCAGUCGCCGGAGGGCGAGGCCGUGGCCAUGCUGCACAACAUGCGAGUGUACGGGACGUGCACCCUGGUCCUCAUGGCCAUGGUGGUCUUCGUCGGCGUCAAGUACGUCAACAAGCUGGCCCUGGUGUUCCUGGCCUGCGUGGUGCUGUCCAUCCUCGCCAUCUACGCCGGCGUCAUCAAGACCGCCUUCGACCCGCCGGACAUCCCGGUCUGUCUGCUCGGGAACCGCACGUUAUCGAGACGCAACUUCGACGUCUGUGCCAAAGUCCUCACCACCAACAACGGCACGGUGACCACCGCGCUCUGGGGCCUCUUCUGCAACAACUCCAUGCCCAGCGCCAUCUGCGACGAGUACUUUGCCCAGAACAACCUCACGGAGAUUCAGGGAAUCCCCGGCGUGGCCAGCGGCGUCUUCCUGGAUAACCUGUGGAGUGUGUACACGGACAAAGGCGUGUUUGUGGAGAAGCAGGGCACGCCCUCGGUACCGGUGCCAGAGGAGAGCAGAAGCAGCAAGCUGCCCUACGUGCUCACCGACAUCAUGACCUAUUUCACCAUGCUGGUCGGCAUCUACUUUCCCUCCGUGACCGGCAUCAUGGCGGGCUCGAACCGAUCUGGGGACCUCAGGGACGCCCAGAAGUCGAUCCCCACAGGGACCAUCCUGGCCAUUGUGACCACAUCUUUCAUUUACCUCUCCUGCAUCAUGCUUUUCGGGGCCUGCAUCGAAGGCGUGAUCUUGCGAGAUAAGUUCGGGGAGGCCCUGCAGGGGAACCUGGUCAUCGGCAUGCUGGCCUGGCCGUCGCCCUGGGUCAUCGUCAUCGGCUCCUUCUUCUCCACCUGCGGCGCCGGCCUGCAGAGCCUGACGGGGGCACCGCGCCUGCUGCAGGCCAUCGCCCGAGACGGCAUCGUCCCCUUCCUCCAGGUGUUCGGCCAUGGGAAGGCCAACGGGGAGCCCACCUGGGCCCUGCUGCUCACGGCCCUCAUCUGUGAGAUCGGCAUCCUCAUCGCUUCCCUGGACAGUGUGGCCCCCAUCCUCUCCAUGUUCUUCCUCAUGUGCUACAUGUUUGUGAACCUGGCAUGUGCUGUGCAGACCCUACUGCGCACCCCCAAUUGGCGCCCACGCUUCAGAUACUACCACUGGACGCUGUCCUUCCUGGGCAUGAGCCUGUGCCUGGCACUGAUGUUCAUCUGCUCCUGGUACUAUGCCCUGUUCGCCAUGCUCAUCGCCGGCUGUAUCUACAAGUACAUCGAGUACCGAGGGGCCGAGAAGGAGUGGGGCGAUGGCAUCAGGGGGCUGUCGCUCAACGCUGCCCGCUACGCCCUGCUGCGUGUGGAGCACGGCACCCUCCACACCAAGAACUGGCGGCCCCAGGUGCUGGUGAUGUUGAACCUGGACUCUGAACAGUGUGUGAAGCACCCCCGCCUGCUGUCCUUCACCACGCAGCUCAAGGCUGGCAAGGGCCUCACCAUCGUGGGCUCUGUGCUGGAGGGGACCUACCUGGACAAGCACGCGGAGGCCCAGCAGGCCGAGGAGAACAUCCGGUCCCUGAUGGGCAUCGAGAAGACCAAAGGCUUCUGCCAGCUGGUUGUGUCCUCCAACCUGCGGGACGGCAUGUCCCACCUGAUCCAGUCGGCUGGCCUGGGGGGCAUGAAGCACAACACGGUGCUCAUGGCCUGGCCCGAGUCCUGGAAGGAGGAGGACAACCCUUUCUCCUGGAAGAACUUUGUUGACACCGUUCGCGACACCACGGCAGCGCAGCAGGCCCUGCUGGUGGCCAAAAACGUGGACCUGUUCCCGCAAAACCAGGAACGCUUCAGCGAUGGGCACAUCGACGUGUGGUGGAUCGUACACGACGGGGGCCUGCUCAUGCUGCUGCCCUUCCUGCUGAGGCAGCACAAGGUGUGGCGGAAGUGCCGGAUGCGCAUCUUCACGGUGGCGCAGGUGGACGACAACAGCAUCCAGAUGAAGAAGGACCUGCAGACGUUCCUGUACCACCUGCGGAUCAGCGCAGAGGUGGAGGUGGUGGAGAUGGUUGAGAACGAUAUCUCCGCCUUCACCUAUGAGAAGACGCUGGUCAUGGAGCAGAGGAGCCAGAUGCUGAAGCAGAUGCAGCUGUCCAAGACGGAGCGGGAGCGGGAGGCUCAGCUAAUUCACGACCGGAACACGGCAUCCCAUUCUGUGGUGGCCGCCAGGACCCGAGCCCCUCCCACACCCGACAAAGUGCAGAUGACCUGGACGAAGGAGAAGCUGAUCGCCGAGAAGUUGAAGAACAAAGAUGCCAACAUGUCCGGGUUCAAAGACCUCUUCAGCCUGAAGCCAGAAUGGGGAAACCUGAACCAGUCCAACGUCAGGAGGAUGCACACGGCUGUGAAGCUCAACGGUGUCGUCCUGAACAAGUCCCAGGAUGCCCAGCUGGUCCUGCUGAACAUGCCGGGGCCCCCCAAGAACCGGCAGGGGGAUGAGAACUACAUGGAGUUCCUCGAGGUCCUGACCGAGGGCCUGAACAGGGUCCUCCUGGUCCGGGGCAGUGGCCGGGAGGUGAUCACCAUCUACUCCUAACGCCCGGCUGCUCUGGAAGCUCGCUGGGCAGGCACAGGGCUUGUGUCCAGCACAGACCACAGCCUGACCUGCCAGCGUGGCUUCCUACAGAAGUUUCUAGAAUACCAGCGGGCUCUCCUGUGCCAGCUGAGAGCCAGCGCAUGACUGAGGAGGUUUCCUCGAGGCCGAGGGGAGACGAGAUGCCCGCGGUGCUCCGGGUGCCCCUGAGGGAGGCCCCGAGCGCCUGGGACCCGGCGCCCCUCCGGUGAGGGCCACGCACCGAGCCCCUGGAUUCUAGAAUCCAUUCUCCUGGCCAUCCCGCCCGGGCUGGGGCUGCGUCACAUUUCAGUUCUUCCCCAUCCCGGACACUCAAAAGAAGCCACACUCGGUCUGAAGUCGACCCUGGGGCCAUUAGGGUCCGUGUAUGAAGGCGAAAGGUCAGCCUGUGGCUAAGGGCUCGGUACAGGUUCUCCGUCAGCCCCCAUCGGUCUGUGCUGUUGGAUGUCCUCGUUCCGGCCGCCCACGCCCACAUCCCCGGCUCUGCUGGGGGCCUUGGUCAGGUGCCCGUCUCGUUGGGGACCUGUGGUAAGGGAACAUGAGGUGGGUGGUCCAGCUGGGCUCGUGCUCCAGGAACCUCUGAGGGAGAGCACCCCCGUGGAGCCCUCCGAGCCCAGGCGUGCGCUGCUGGGAGCUUCAGCCUCUCGGAAGCACGGUGGGCCCGGCUCGGUGGGCACCUUUCUGAGACAUGGAAACGGUAAAAGCCCCGUGUUCACACCUUCAGAGCCGUGGGCACACCACACGGUUCAGCGUCUGACACACUUGCUCCUGUGGCCUCCGUGUCCCCCCUCAGGCUCCGGGGAGGGGUGCCUGCCGAGGCUGUGGCGUCCUGGGCGGGAAGGGCACAUGCACUGAGUUGUCCGGCUGCGGCCUGGUCCCUCCACCGCACGGAGGGGUGGCGGCAGCUGUGUUUAGGGCACUGACGCGGUACCUUUUAGCGAUCCGUGGGCUUUGCACUUUACCUUGUGGUCUUUCUGCUUGCGGUCGUGAACACGUGCACUGUAGAUGCUGCGGUAAUCUGUGCCUCACUCUCUGUGUGGCUUAUUUAUUUCGUUAAACACCUGGGCAUUUCAAUGCUGCGUGGUCCCUAAAGAGGUGGUCCCUAUGAAAGGCCCGAAGGACCACGUCCUUGGCUCUCUCAGGCUUCCAUGGGGUCCCAAGAGAAUGGACCUGGGCCUGGAUUUCACGUCGGGGCAAAGACUAAGCGUGCAUUUCUAGAUGGUUCUGAGGAGCCAUCGGGCAGCCUAGAGGGCCAGCAUUGCCAUCCGAGUGGCCACUGGCCAGAAUGUGUGCCAAGUAGCUGCAGCCGGGUGGGG
This is a messenger RNA of Eptesicus fuscus (big brown bat), 4682 nucleotides long. It is a transcript of the gene SLC12A7, whose product is annotated as solute carrier family 12 member 7. Gene Ontology annotation, cellular component: membrane. Gene Ontology annotation, biological process: chloride ion homeostasis; potassium ion import across plasma membrane; chloride transmembrane transport. Bases 55 to 3330 code for a protein of 1091 amino acids. The record is from RefSeq and is a predicted model, not a curated record. NCBI's taxonomy places the organism in Eukaryota, Metazoa, Chordata, Mammalia, Chiroptera, Vespertilionidae. The transcript is spliced from 25 exons. Gene Ontology annotation, molecular function: potassium:chloride symporter activity.